AUGAGGAGAGCUUACAUUCUGGUCUUCAUCAUCUCAUGCCUUCUCUUUGCGGACGCAUCUGGCUAUCCAGAACCAGAAGCUUUCACCCCUGCAGCUGAUGCUAUCCUUUCCCCAACAUGGAUGCCAGGCUUCAAAGAAUUCCUAGACGAUUGCAGCUGGAUUCUCAAAUUAAACUACCCGAGGAAUCCUCGAAGGGAAACACUCAACAGUAAGUUGAGAACCUAUUUGCGCUACUUGGGUUACCAUAACGACACUUUGAAUUCCGAUGUCCAAUCAGCCUUACGAGACUUUCAGAAGACUUACGGACUCCCCGCCACCGGUCAGAUUGACGGCGGCACCGUUUCACUCAUCCGCCAGAAGCGAUGCGGCGUUCCUGAUUAUUGGAAUCGCCAUAUGUCGGAGGACGAAUACGUUUUUCAACGCCUUGUCCCAGUGGUCGAAGCUGACGGGGUUGCACUUCCAGAGACGCAGUGGGUGAACAGUCCUGACAUUUCAAUCGAGUUCUUGAAGUUGGACGAUAGGGCGGGGGUGAUCGGCACCGCCUUGUUUGGACGGAACAUUCCGAGGCCCGGCAUCUAUUUGGACUCCUCUGAGAGCUGGGUGUCGCCGGCAUCCCCCAUGACUGAUCCCUUCCAAGUGGACUUACGGUCUGUGGCGUUGCACCAAAUCGGACACAUGCUGGGAUUUGGCCAUUCGAAAAUGCGUAAUGCGGUUAUGUACCCGUUCAAUGCUGGGGAAAGGAAGGUUUUCAGAGAAGAAGAAUCUGAUAACAUUAAGAACAUCUUCGCCGCAGCAGGCGGCGGCGUGGGGCCGGGAUGGGGACUGGUUCCAACUUUAUGGCUUGGAAUAACUGGAUUUGCAUUGCUUAAUUAG
Messenger RNA from Neltuma alba, 873 nucleotides. RefSeq names its product metalloendoproteinase 5-MMP-like. Gene Ontology annotation, molecular function: zinc ion binding; metalloendopeptidase activity. Gene Ontology annotation, biological process: proteolysis; collagen catabolic process; extracellular matrix organization. The record is from RefSeq and is a predicted model, not a curated record. The transcript is spliced from 2 exons. Lineage: Eukaryota; Viridiplantae; Streptophyta; Magnoliopsida; Fabales; Fabaceae. Gene Ontology annotation, cellular component: extracellular matrix. Bases 1 to 873 code for a protein of 290 amino acids.